Messenger RNA from Styela clava, 1709 nucleotides. RefSeq names its product sialate:O-sulfotransferase 2-like. The record is from RefSeq and is a predicted model, not a curated record. NCBI's taxonomy places the organism in Eukaryota, Metazoa, Chordata, Ascidiacea, Stolidobranchia, Styelidae.
CUACAUGUUGUAAGGUAGUCACGCUGACUGUUUGCUUCUAGAGCGGUAAUAAUGUAGGAUGAGAAAGAUUUUCAAGACGAAAUGCAUCCUUAUGUUUCUGGUUACUAUUCAUGUCUUUUAUCCAGCCAAUAUAAUGCGAUUAUGGACGAUUGUGACAAGGUAUCGAUGUCCUCAUCGAAACACAUUCCAUGACACGAAAGUUAUUUCACAAGCAUUGCAAGAUUUCACGACAAGCGAUGCGAAAUACAAAUUGUCAGAAGAUGACGACAGUUGUGAAGUGAGAUCAAUGGGAUGUUUCCAAUCUUUGCCUAAACUAUUUGUACCGGAUGUUGUAUCAAUUCGUCUUACGCCGAACAGAUGUUUCAAUUUCUGUAACGAAAUAGGAAUGCUGUACGCUUCUUUGAACAAUGGUAAAACGUGUUACUGUGGAGAAAACUUUUUAGGUGUUGCACUACUCACAAUGUCACAGGACUGUAAAAUAAAAUGUUCCGGCGAUGGAUUCAAGUAUUGCGGUGGGAAACAAAGUUCCCAAGUUUAUAUGAUCACCAACUGCAACAAAGUGAUGAAAAAUAAAAUAUUAGAAGGCUGUUUAGUCAGAACAAAGAAUGAUUUAUUCAGUCAAGAAGAACCACUGGACAAAGAUGAUUGCAUAAAGAUAUGCGGAAAGGCGGGAUUCACUGUCGCAGUGCCGGCAAAGAAGUGUGUCUGUGGUCAUCGACAAAAUGUGAAAACCAACAGUAAAGGACAGGCUUGUGUCCGGGGAACUCCGUACAGAACACUCGCUCCUGAUUCCAAAUGCGAUAACAAGACAUUGCUUCCAGCUGGGACGAACCCUCCAAUUGCUCUCGCUAGUUUCCCGGGAUCCGGUAAUACUUGGUUUCGUCAGAUGAUUGAAACAGCAACAGGUGUAUAUACAGGAAGUGUGUAUGACGAAGAACUGAUUUUCGCCCAUGGUUUCAUCGGAGAACGCUUGCCUGCUGAUUCUGGCAAAACGGUUGUUAUUAAAGAUCAUGUUCUUCAUUCGUUAGAUGCAUUCAAAUAUAAAUCAGCAAUAUUACUUAUCCGUGAUCCUUACGAUGCUAUAUUAGCAGAAUACAACAGAUUCAGGACAUUAGGCCAUGUUGCGUCUGUAAGUGACGAGAUGUUGAAAUCCAGAGAUUUUCAUUUAUUUGUCAACCGGAAAGCAACUACAUGGAAGAACACAUAUAGUAAAAUUAUCCGAAGAGUACCUCGACUGUUACCAGUUUACUUCGAAGACAGUGUCAAGGACGCGGUAACGCAAAUCCGUCGUAUCUUGGAUUUCUUACCAGAAUCAUCAUUUAUUCACGGACCGGACUUGGAGACCCGUCUCCAAUGUUUGGAAGUGGAUGUACACAGCAAAUUUAAACGUCCAAAAAGAAGUUUGAUUUUUGACCCUUUCUCCCAGGAUUUGAAACGGAAGAUUAAUGAUAAUAUAAGAGGCCUCAGACAGGAGCUAGAAAGAGUUAAUAUUUCGACUCUGCCGAAGUAUGAAAGACAAGGCGUCGAGAAGAAAUUCGGUGGAAAAUCAUCUGAUAGAGGACAACGUAACAGACAGUUACAGAAAAUAAGGAUAAACGCCAAAGAAAAAAAUGGGGCUUAACAAAAUAUUUUAGGCAUGUUUUGCCACACACAUUACAGUGUAAAAAACGAUCAACAUUCGGAAUAGAAAUACAACAGAAUAAAAAAAA